AACGUCACCAGGAUGACCUGACACUGCACUGCCCCAGGAGGUCCUCUGUGGCCUGUCCCAGUCUAGCGUCCCAGUCUAGCGUCCCAGCACUCGCUCCACACUAGCCUGAACCAGAGGUUCUGCCCAAAGUUCGCCCGGCUCCAGGCCUCCACCCUGCUCUGCCCUCUCCCGGUGAUGGCCUGGUUGGCCCUUUGCACAUCUUCCAUUCCCAGCUCAGAAGGGAACUUUCACACGGCCUCGCCUGCAUCCUGCCAGACGGUUUUUAUUCCAGAUGGUCACUUCCCAAGGUCCACGUGCCUCCUUGGUUAGCUGAAAACCUCCCCCAACACAAAGCACAGGGUGAGAAACGUGAAAGGCCUCCGUUUUGCUAGAGAGAUUGGUGAGCGCAGAAAGAACCUCAGGAAGCCGCGUUGGGGGGCCGGUUGGCACAAGCCGCCCUAGAGCAGUCCGAGGACCCGGAGGAGACCCAGGAAGCGGUGCGCACGUGCAGCCGGCUGUGGGGGGCCUUGCUGGAGCGGGGAGAGCUGUUCGUGGGCCCGCUGCCCCCCGAGGACGCGGUCAUGGCCGGAGCUUGGGGGCAUUCCUUGGACGGGAGCUGACCUCCCCAUUGGCAGUGCCCAGGGGAUGGCUGGGUCCACUCUGGGUCUGGAGCUGUGGUGACAGGGUCGCAGGGAGCCACGCGCAAGUACAAGGUGUGGAUGAGACACCGCUAUCACAGCUGCUGCCGCCGCCUGGUGGAGCUCCUGGCCCACCCCUCCUUCCAGGUCAAGGAGCUGGCCCUCAGCACGCUCAUGAAGUUUGUGCAGCUGGAAGGAGCACACCCCCUGGAGAAGCCCAGGUGGGAGGGCAGCUACCUGUUCCCCCGCGAGCUCUUUAAGGCGGUGGUGAGAGGCCUGCUUUCGCCCGAGGAGGACCAGCACCUACUGCUCUCCCAGUUCCGCGAGUACCUGGACCACGAUGACCUCCGCUACCACACCAUGCAGGCCGCUGCGGACGCCGUGGCCCGGGCUACUGACGGGCACCCUGAGGUGCCCCCUGCCUUCUGGGACAACACCUUCACACUGCUGUCCUCCGUGAGCCUGCCCCACCGGGACUGUGCUGUCAGCAGCUUCUACGUGAAGCGCACGGAGCCGUCGGACAAGUGGAAGGUUGCACACCUGAAGGAGCACAGGAAGGCCUUCCAGGCCAUGUGGCUCGGCUUCCUCAAGCACAAGCUGCCCCCCAGCCUGUACAAGAAGGUGCUGAUGAUCCUGCACGACUCCAUCCUGCCGCACCUGGCCCAGCCCACGCUCAUGAUCGACUUCCUCACCAGCGCCUACGACGUCGGGGGCGCCAUCAGCCUUCUGGCCUUGAAUGGACUCUUCGUCCUCAUUCACCAGCACAACCUAGAGUACCCCGACUUCUACCGGAAGCUGUACGGCCUCCUGGACCCGUCAGUCUUCCACGUGAAGUACCGGGCCCGUUUUUUCCACCUGGUUGACCUCUUCCUGUCAUCCUCCCACCUCCCCGCCUACCUGGUGGCUGCCUUUGUGAAGCGCCUGGCCCGCCUGGCCCUGACGGCGCCCCCUGAGGCCCUGCUCCUGGUGCUGCCGCUCAUCUGUAACCUGCUACGCAGACACCCCGCCUGCCGCGUGCUCGUGCACCGCCCACACAGCCCUGAGCUGGACGCUGACCCCUACGACCCUGGAGAGGAAGACCCAGCCAAGAGCCGUGCCCUGGAGAGCUCACUGUGGGAGCUGCAGGCCCUCCAGCAGCACUACCACCCUGAGGUGUCCAAGGCUGCCGGCGUCAUCAACCAGGCGCUGUCCGCCCCUGAGGUCAGCAUCGCACCUCUCCUGGAGCUCACGGCCUUCGAGCUGUUUGAGCGGGAUCUGAGGAAGGGGCCGGCGUCCGUGCCUCUGGAGUUUGUCCCGGCCCAGGGCCUCCUGGGCCGGCAGGACAGCCUCUGUACUCAGCUCUUCACGCUCUGCUGAGCCUCCCCCUGCUUCCCCAAUAAACAGUUUUGUAGGA
This is a messenger RNA of Tupaia belangeri chinensis (Chinese tree shrew), 2010 nucleotides long. It is a transcript of the gene NOC4L, whose product is annotated as nucleolar complex associated 4 homolog. Gene Ontology annotation, biological process: ribosome biogenesis. Gene Ontology annotation, cellular component: Noc4p-Nop14p complex; nucleolus; small-subunit processome. The transcript has 16 exons. Bases 699 to 1973 code for a protein of 424 amino acids. NCBI's taxonomy places the organism in Eukaryota, Metazoa, Chordata, Mammalia, Scandentia, Tupaiidae. The record is from RefSeq and is a predicted model, not a curated record.